This is a messenger RNA of Macrobrachium nipponense, 14650 nucleotides long. RefSeq names its product baculoviral IAP repeat-containing protein 6-like (gene Bruce). Lineage: Eukaryota; Metazoa; Arthropoda; Malacostraca; Decapoda; Palaemonidae. Gene Ontology annotation, molecular function: protein binding; ubiquitin-protein transferase activity. Gene Ontology annotation, biological process: apoptotic process; regulation of cytokinesis. The record is from RefSeq and is a predicted model, not a curated record.
GUCUGUUCUAUUCCUUAUUCUUGACAGAACCAGCUAAAAGGCGUAAUGAAGAAAAAUGUCUGUGCAAAACGAUAGUUUAGGAUUAGAAGAAGAUGGAUUGAUCGAACUAGGUGAUAGUAUAGAGGGAUUAUGCUUCCAUCAAGCAUUAAAUGUGUUUCUGGUGACGACUAAGGACAGCAAAAUCCGCGUCUACGAUCCCCAUUCAUCUCUCAAACUCUCCGAUGUUCAACUGCAUGGUGAUGGAAAGAAAAAUGUGUUUUGUGUCUAUCAUGGAGAAAGUAACAGUGUCGUUGUUUGUGGAGGCCGUACAGUUGGUAUGCGUCGCGACCAUCAUGGAGUUCUUCUCCUCGACACUGUUCUUCAGGCUCCUGUGGCAGCGCCUGAGGAAACAGUGCUUGUUGAGAUGCUGUUGUCAGAGGGAAUCCAGCUACAACAAACUCUUGGGUUGAGUGAGUUGAGCAAUAUUGAUCAUGCAAGUGAGGUUAGGGAAGUUCUUGCCCAUGGUAUCGCGGCUCAUCAGUCACAGUCACGCAUUAAUCCCAAGCUUGCAAAGUGGAGCACGCUGCGACUGGAACUGCCACUGGGGGUGUUGAGGAGUGUGUGUGUAGGUUUGGUUAGUGAACUUAAACGUUUAACGAAAUACACUCCAGCUCUCUCCAUUGCUUCGGCCCUCAUACACCGUCUGGCUCACCUCUUGCCUCCUCCAACACCAGACACUGGACAGGGGCCACCUGGCAAUAGUGCACCUGAUAGAGAUGCCAUGUUUAGUGAAGCUGCUAGGUUAGCUACAUUCAUCAAAUGGCCUCACAUGAACUACAAGUGGGCAUUGCCAGAACAGAUGGCUCAGGCUGGAUUUUUCCAUCAGCCAAUUGCACCAGAUGAUGACCGGGCAAUGUGCUUCAUAUGUAGUGUAUGCCUUGUGUAUUGGGAGCCUACUGAUGAACCAUGGUCUGAGCACGAACGCCAUUCCCCAAACUGCCCUUUUGUGAAGGGCGAAUACACGCACAAUGUUCCAUUAUCAGUCACACAUGCCACUAGCCCAGCUUUGAUCCAUAGUGAAAGGGCAGAAGAAGUUGCAUAUAUUAGUCACACAAACAGCCACCAGUUCAUCGCAUCAGCAACGAGACAUGGCAGUAUUGUAGUUUGGAAUACUGUAAAAGAAUUAAAAAAAGAAGUUAGUUUUUCAAUUGAUCCUUCCGAUUCAACAAUUUUAGACAAGCAUUUCUCAGACACCAUAGGGUACACAGAUGUUCCCCUGCAACCCCCUGUUCCCCGUGAGGCAUGGGUCUGGGGAGAAGAUGAACAAAAUGGUUCUGUUGGCACUGAAGACAAUGUUGAUCUCCCUGGACCUUGUUCUGAAACUGAUGCACAAGUCACUGUUACUGCUGACACUGAUGCUGUUGUGCAAUCACCUGUCCCUUCUUCACCAACGCUACCCCCUACCUCUCCACCCUCUCCACCAGCACCAGUUUCACAGGUGGUAGAAUUGCCCCUGGAUGAUAUAGCUGUUGAUGAACUCUUUGCUCCUCCGCGUCCCUCACAUGACGUAAGGGUAUCAUCUCUGUGUGUAUUGGCAGAUCCUAAUGAAGUAUCUCAGAGGUACAAGGGUGCAGCAAUUGCCUUGACAUCAUCUGCACGGUCUAGCUUGGUCGUUGGGGUGGGAUUGAGACGUUAUGAAUUGUUUGGGGCAUCAAGUGGAGACCGUCAGGAAACUUGUGAUGUAGGAUUAGUCCAGGUGUUAAAUAAUGUUAAUCAGGCUAGCCAAAGAGAAGCUGAAAGUUUAGAUAUAAUGAAAUUAGAUUCUUCUAGACGAGGCUCAACAGAGGAAGACAUUGAAUCUGAUUGUGUGGCAGUGCCGUCAAAGUCUGCGUCAUUGAGUGAGUCUGCCAUUGUAUCAACAUCUGUAUCCAGUGGCCAGCAGAACUUUGUGCCCUAUUUGCUUGUUUAUGAUCUGAAUGUGAAGGUGUCACAGUCAACUACAAGCAAUAAAGUGGCCACAAAAUCUAUCAAUCAGGGACCCUAUAAAAAAUCCACUGUGAAGGUUGGAACAUUUGGGGAUGCUACAAUUAUACCACACCCUAAGGCAAAACUUCUGUGGUCUAAUCCUUUAGCUAAUGACUUGUUUUUUACACCCCCAAACUUAUUUGUCAAAAGUAAAGGUACAUCCCAAGUGGGGACAACUUGUAUUCCUAAGUCUAAAGCCAAAGAUAAUGUGGUGUCAACUACAACAUCCGAGCCGGACUCCAAGAAUGACAUUUUAAAGAAGGAACCCAAGUGCAUUCAGUGUAUUCCUUUGCCACAUAAGUUAAAUAGUGUCAAGCUUCAUUUAACAGUGGACCAAAUAGUUCCCACUCCUUGUGGGGAGUAUAUUGUAGUGACACUGAGCACGAGUGAUGGCCUAUUAAACUGUGGUAAUAGUUCUGGAAGCGCACCCACAGACAGUGGUAGUGAUGGUGCUGUUGGGGGAGUGAGGGAAGUUUAUGGUGCUGUUAUAGUGUAUCGAGUGUAUCGUGGUGGUGAAGUUGUCAGCUUGCAAGAAGAACCUUUGAAUACGAGACUCUUAACUUCGUGGGAAUUGGUGACCAAGAAAUUAUUGAUGUUGCCUCCAGAGUAUGGUGACAGCAGCAAGGACUUGGGUGGAGUAGCAGCUUGCAUCACCAUGGAUGGUUCUUUAGCUCUGUUGUCCCUCUCGACUCUCGAGUUCUUUUGUCAUGUUGCUGCUCCUGCGGGCCGGUCUUUCAACAAUGUUGUAUACUGUAAUAGUUUAGAGAGGCUGUGUGUUAGCUGUGAUGAUGGAAGAGUUAGUUUAGUUCAGUUGAGAAGAGAGGCUGAGGUUGGUAAAGAACUUCAGUCUGCAGAGUCUGUAGCAUUAAAUGUUGCUUCCACACCAUUCAGUAGUGUACCAACACUAGCUAGAGAGCCUGAACUCCAACCUGGUGAGCUACUGGUGAAUCAACCUUUAUCAGAAGAAGUGCUGGACAAAUGUGUUGAGUUAACAGCAUUCCAAACUGGAUGUCCAAAGUUUGUUGCAACUGUUCCACCUUGUUGGUCAGAGAUCAUUCAGGCCCAGAAACAGCGCCGUAACCCACAGCAUCUUCAACAACAUGCUGAAGACAUCGACACAACACGCACAUGGCGACUAGAGUCAGAUAGCUCAACUUGGGAUGAGCAUUUGUUUGAGCUGCUGUUACCAGCAGGUGCAGGUGGGACUGGUGGUGUUCAAGUGGGUCAUAUUGACCUCAAACUGAGUUUUAUACCUGGACCUCCAAACCCUCUACCAACACUUCAGGUUACGUUAUUAAGACAGAAUUUAACUACUCCCAGACGCCAGAAUGCUCCUCAAGGUAACGACUCGACCUCAAGCUCAGCUUGUUGCUCUUCCACUUCUCACAAUCAUGUUUCUUCAUCCUCAUCAUCAAAUAUACCAGAUGAUAUCUUAGAAGACUUGCCUGAGAACCCAGUGGUGACCAAAGAGUUUCUUUUGAGUCACAAUGCAGAAAUACUAUGUGGUCCAGUGAAUGUGAACCGUUGCUUUGAUUUAUCUGGUCAAGGGGCCAAUGUGACCCUCACUUCUCCUAGUCUGUUGGCGUGCCGCAGCAGAACUUACCUCGUACACAUUAAAGCUCUGCCUCCAAAAGUGUCACAACAGCAGCAACAGUCACAGCAGGAACUACAGAAGAACAGUGAUCUAGAUUUGGUGACACAGUAUAUGCCUCCACAGUCAUCAACAUUUCUGGACAGAUUAGCUGCUUCUUCCAACAAGCGUGUGGAGUUAGUUCGAGGUUGUGAUGUAGUUCAAGAGCUCUCCAUCACUGUUAGAUGCUGUGCAAAAACUACCAUUGUACAUGAUAGGUUGCAGAGGUUAUCACUGGUAGAAAAUGAGGCCUUUCAUAAAAGGUUGUUAGAAGCUGUGAUAAAUAAAAAUACCUCAGAUCACAUGCGUCAUCGUGCUCUUGACUUGUUGCUUUGGAUUACUUCUAUUCACACUGCUGCAGUUGAUGAUCGAACGGUGAACAUUGGAAUCAUCACAUUGUUACAACUCCACCUUUCGGGACUGGUGCAUGCUUGUUUACUACAAGGAGAUAGAAGUGUGGCUCAUAAAACAUCUAAAAUUAUCGUUACGGCAUUAGAGGGUUCACGUGUGGUGGAAGGAGGAACUGUGUUUGGCUGGGCAGUGCUUGAGGCUCUUUUAGAAUGGUUAGAUUCUGUUUUGGAGUGCCAAAGUGCUGGAGCACUCCACUGGUUCUUUACACUUUUGAACCAUGUUAAAUGGUGCAAUCCUUGGGGAACUGCACGCAAAGUCACCCAGUUGCUGUCUCUGACAUCAGAGUCACUUAGCCGAAAGGUAGAUCCCCUUCAUGCUGUUCUCCAAACAAGAUUCAAUCUGUAUGGGACACCAUUUGAACGAGAAUUAUUUGACAUUGAGCCACCUCUCCUUGCUAAGUAUACUAUGAAUGGGAGUUCAACCAGGCAUUCAAACUCUGCCCAUAGUAACAGCAAUAAUACCAACAAUAACAAUAACAACAACAUUACUUUUGGUGGUUCAGGUAUUCCUGGCAGUAUGCAGGGAGGACCUGGAACUGGUGUCCAAAGUUCUUCUAAUUUGAAUAGUAAAAGUGCUGGCCAGGGUAGCCCUUAUUCAUUUAUUGGACGUGAUGAUAAUGACAUUGGUGGACUCCUGGGACGUGGUCUGCAAGUUGGUACAUCAUUAGGCUUGAUGCACACCAGUGCUUUGUGUGGGCUAUUAGAAGUUGAGCCACUUCAUUUUACACUUCAUAUGGCAAGUGAUGGAACUAAAAUGGAACGAGCAUCAUCAGGUACAGGUCAUCCUGGAAGUCCAUUCAUGAUGCAGCCUUUCACUUUGCCAAGUGGCAUAGAGAGUGCUACUUUUAAUCAAGGGGAGACUUUUUCUUCUAGUGGAACAGCCCAUAUACCACCUACCUCACUUUCAAUGCUACGUAAGGCAGCUGAGGACAUGGCUAUAAAGAAUCAGGCAGUAGAAUUACUUCUUGCAAAGAAGGCCACUAAAACAUACCAAGAGAAGUUGCAGACACUCCGUGAGCAGUUAGCUUCAAUGAAAUAUUGCCUUCAGAAGGCCAAACAGCGCACACAUACACUGACCAAGGUUGUUGCUUCUGAAAAUUCACUUCCUCUGACUGUGAAUACGCUGCUUCCGUAUGAUGGAGAAAAAGCAAAUGAGGUAAAAGAUGAAACCAGUACCAUAUCUUCAAGUAGCUCAGAUGCAACACCUGAUCAUGAAGGUCUCAAUUCUUGUGUGUUGCCAGAUUCUGAUGAUAUGAUGCAUUCCUCUGUACAGUACAUGGGGAAUGGAGAUGUUGAAGCAGAUAUUGCAAGCAAAAUGAGUGUGGUUGGGUCAGAUGUGACAACAAAAAUAAAGUUUGGGCUGUCAUCGUCGUCAGAUAAGGAAGAAACAGAUAGUUUAAAGGAAUCACAGCAGCAAAAAUCCCACACCAAAAGGAAGAGUGAGGAAGAUGUAAGUUCGCUUGAAAGCAAAGCGUCAACACCAUCCAAUGGUCACACUGCUAACAAAGAAGGAGGAAAGAAAGUUCCUCCAGUUGUCCAGGGAUCUAUGGGCACACCUUGGCAACAAUUGUUGUCUUUACCACCACAACAAAUGCUCGUUAUUGAAAGGAUGCAUUCAGGAGCUCGUCGCUUUGUUGUACUAGACUUUGGUGCUCCAGUUUUGCUGACUGAUGUUGUGAUACCAGCGUGUAGUGAUCUUGUUUCACUCAGUAUUGACAUAUGGAUGACAGGAGAAGAAACUGAUGGAGAAAGAUUGGUAGUAGCAUCAGAUAUUGGAAUGCGGCCACUUAUUCUGGCUGAUUUGCAGCCCCCACCUCUCUGUCGAUAUUUAAAGGUUACAACUCUUGGAAGGUAUGGGAUGAAUACAUCAUCUCAGUGCAGAAUACCAGUAGGAGCAUUUUAUGGUCAUACACUCAUCCUUCCUUGGCAGAUGCAACCCAGUCAACCACAACUUGGUGUAGUAAAUAAAAUUACAGCCCAGACUCAGCUGACUGUGUUGGGAAGUGUUGUGGAAGAUAUAGGUUGUCGUUACAGUCUAGCUUGUAGUAAAUUACGAUCACUGCUGAAUCCUCUUUUGAUGAGCCCAACAGCACCUUCUGGUCCAUCCAGUGCAUCAUCAGGUCAUGCAGAAAUGCCUAGUGUUGGUGUAAGAGAUGCUGAUUUAGAGAGGAGAAUUAUUCAGGCCUAUCAGGAGUGUAUGCUGGAACAGCAGCAUCUGAACUUGGUGGUUUCUGUAAUGCGACGGCUACAAAGAUUUGGUGGCAUGAGUGGAGAAAAUGUUAUGAAUUCAUACUCGCUUAAAACAAAUUUGAACAGUGACAGUAAGCAGCAGUUCCUUGCUGCUGCAAAGUCUGCAUCAGAUAAACUAGCCAUUUUGAUGCAGUAUCUCCUUAACUGCCUCCUCACUUUGUCCCUUCCCAUUCCCAGCAUGUCGGUUCCACACAAUUUGAUGGAAUGGUGUGGCCCAGAACAGGCAAAAGUCUUAGUUGAGCAAGUUUGUCUACGUGGUCCCAAAGGAGCACAAGUAGGUGUAGCAUCCCUGCUUGCUCGUCUGUGUGCAGGACAGCAGUGGUGGGGCGAUUUCCUGGCUAACACCAUGAUUACACUUUUUUCUUCUAGCAAUACAUUACACUUUCCAGCAACUAGAGUGUUUGCACUACUCACUUUCCUUGGUCAGAAAAGCGUUGGUAGUGGUCGAGGUAGCCAGGUUAUAAAUGCCAUUUUAAGAGUGCUGUCUUCUCAACUUCAUGGCACUGCCAGUCCUAUGUCUGGCAACCAAGUUCCCCCAGCUGCUGAUGCAGAGUAUAUGUGGCAGCCAUGGCAGAAUGUUAACUCUCAGGUUGACACACAUUUAGUGUCUUGGUUAUUACUCUACCUCUCUCUCUGUUUAGAUGCACUGAUCCCCACACGCAAGAGUGAUAGUGACAAAGGAAAAGAGAAUGGUGGACGUUGGACUUGGUUAACUGCUGAAACAUGCCUUCAGAGGAGAGGCUCUGAGGCAAGCAGAACUGUUCCUCGUCCAUCCAGGGAGCGUCUCAGGAAGAGAUUGGUCCACCAGAAACAGCCACCAGUAAAUCUGGAGACUGCUACCAAAUCUUUUGGAGAAGUUGGAGUUGGUCAAGUUUUAGCUGGUUUAAGUGGUGAGAUCUACCAGAAGCUUGACACCUUUCGAAGAAACAUUGUUAAACGUUACACUCGUGCUUCAUCGACUUCUGGAUCAAGUGGAGUACGCAAAGAAGACAAUGAAUCUACCAUUGAUGCAUUUUUGCCAUUAGAUCGUUCAAAUGCCCUUUCCGUUGCUCAUGGCCUUAUUAAAUUAUUGAUGAACUCCAGCUCACCUUGUUGUGUCGACUCUUUCCUCCUCACUUGCAAGGUUAUUGGUGGUUUAGUGAGUGUGACAAGACCUAGCCCUGCACUUACUGAAAUUGUUACCCCGGUUCAGUUGGGAGCCCUCUUACGCCAUGCUCUUACUUUGGAUUCUACCUGGGGGGCCCCUUGGGCUUUACAUGCUUUAACAUGUUUAUUGCAAGACAUACUUGAAGGAGAACGACUCUACGGUAGUGUUGUGACUAACACAGACCAACAAAGAGAAGAAGCAGAAAAUAUGGAGUUGCCAACAACUAGCGGACUUUCUUCUAAUGUAACAGCCACUUCAUCAUCUAAUGGCUCAUCAGUGUCUGCUGGGUGUUCAGGGAUAGCCAAACAGUCAGGCAUUACCAUAUCAUCGUCAUCUUCUUCAUCCACUGGGACUACUGUUAUGUCAUCAGUUGCAGGGCCAUUGCCUACAAGCUCCUCAGGUUCUCAAAAUGGGUUGACUCCUGAAACAAACGGACCUCGCAGUACAAGUGGUCCUGUAUGUAUUAAUGGAACAGCAGAAUUAUAUGGGCCUGGAACAGCUCCAUUAGCAAGUGGUUCAGCUAGUGAGGCUGAAAGUGGAGAGGGAGAAGGAACAACUCCAUCUUUAGGAGCCUGUGUUAUAACUCAGAACUGCCCUGUUGAUCAGUCUGCUACCCCUUUAAGUCCACCUGUUGUUAGCAUGGCUACACCUCAUUACACCACCCUGGAGGAGGAAGAUCUUCCAGGUAAUUCACAUAAUCAUGUUCCAGGUAAAUACUCAUUUCUUGAUUUAGAAGAUAGUUCAGAGUCUGAAGAUAUGAUUGGAGAAUAUUUAGCAGAUAUUCCUACUUCUUUUGGUGGACCUGCAAACAACAAUCUUCCUACAUAUGAGUUGGCAAUGUCAAAUUUGACCCCACCCUAUCCACCACCACCUCUCCUAGCACAGACUUCGAAUCGUGUUGGGAAGGAUUCCCGCAUAGGGGACCUUGUGAAUUCCCCUCUUACUAUAUCUCACCCAGGUAUAGAUCAUUCAACAGCUGUUGAUGCCAGAUUAGAGGCUGGAGUGUCUCUUCUUUCAGAACUGAGAUUGCACAUGAUGGCUGCAGUACAUACGUCUAGAUUGAGCUUGGCUAUCACAGCUCCAUUAAAGGUAAAUAACAACAUAUGGGGAGAUAAUGAAAUAUGCGGACCGGGAGACUUGACUGGAAGCAUUGAGUUAUUGACAGAUGUUUUCCAAAAGAUUCUGCUGCAUCUGUCCAUGCAGUUCGACGGUAGCCAUUUGGAGUGUGUAUUAGGACUUUGGCUUGGCAUUAAUUUGGAGUUAGCGGGUGGCAAAUAUACCCCUUCCGUUUCUCCAACCAUACCUCUUACUCCCAGGGCCAUUGCAGCCCUUUUGGCAGCAGUUGUCAGGAGUGGCAGCGUUAGUAUGAGAUGCUGGUGUUUAGUUCUGCAGACUCUUACCUUGUGCUGUAACCACACAUCGCUGUCAGAAUCAACACCACCUCCAUCAUCCAGUGUUGCAGAGCAGUAUGAUGAAGUGGAUUUGUGUGGAAUGGCGAUAUAUGUUGUGACUGAUGCCAAUUUUGUACCUGCUUUACAAAAACUUUUGACUGGGUCUUGUGCCUCUGUAUCAGACAUGAGAAGCGAUGUGGUUGGCAGUACUGUAACUGGGCUUUUAGAAGACCUAUUGGUGCGUUUGCGUGUCCGGUGUGAUGUCAUCAGCGUAACUAGUGGUCCGGGGUCGACUCUAAAGCAGGCUCUUUUGAGCUUGGUUUCACGCUUAUUAGAACCUCAGGGAGCUAUUUCUUUAGCUAUGGGUCCAUUAGAUGCUCAAUGCUGUCUGUUAAGUACACUCUUGUCAAUGCACUACGAUGGACUGGAACGUAUGCAUAUUCCUCUGUCCAUUAUAAGUUCAACUGUUGUGUUAGUUCAUAGUCAUUUGGUGUCGAACGAGGGAGUUACUUAUGGAGCCACAAACCAAACAUCGACAAUGCUUGGAGGACUCUUUGCCUCUGUAUUGGGGUCAGAUGGUCGACAGGGACCAACUCCAUCUCGCUUGGCAUUGCUGUGUUCCCUCCUGAAUUUGUCUCGUAAAUUAGCACAAACAGGUCUUAUAAAUCCAGCACAGGUACGUGUAGGUAUAGCUAACUAUGAGGCUCAGGAAAAUUCAGGUGGGUCUUUAACAGACUCUAGCAAAUUGGAGCAGCAACGUUCGGACACAAAUUCAAGUCAAACUGAUGAGCACAAAGCAAUGCAUACUCCACAGACAUGUUCACAUGCUGCGCCAAAUAGCAUACCCUGCCUUGCAGAUACAGUAUUACAAAAUUCAGAAACUAUGCAGUUCCUACUUAAGUCCCUUGUUGCCUGUGAGGGAAACAGUGUCUCUCUGUUGCUUGGAGCUGUGAGUGGAGAAGUAUCAGAGAAAUUUGGCCUUGGAGAAACCCUUACAGAUGCCCUUUAUCAGCUCCUCCUCAUGCUCAAUGCCAAGGCUACAACACCAAAUCUCAUCUUGACACCCAUUGUUUCUUUUAUAACUCCAGGUAGAGGGUGGUGGAGUCCACCACUGCUUUCAGAACCAUCACUUUGCUUUUUGAAUAGAGUGUUAGAUUGUCCUACAGUUCUCAAAAAGUUUGCAGACUUGGGUGGAAUGAAGAUGUUGUGGGAGAACCUUGUAAGCAGUGUUGGAAUGAUGGGUGGUGGACGUGGUGGUCUUGUAACAGCUGUGAUGAAUCACCUUGCGCCACCGUUGCCAGUUUCAACUCACAAUACCUCCUCAAAUAAACGUAGUGAACCUGUAGAUCAGACAGAAGGCCUUUACAACUUUGCUCCAUUGGCUGUUGUCACUUCCAGUAAUCCAACUGCUCGACCUGCAAAUGUACUUGUAGACUCCAAUCAGCUUUUCCAGAGAACCAAGAGUGCUCCAUGGUCAUAUCAUUUCUAUCCGGAUGAGAGUUGGGUUGACCUCAUCCUGACUUUGCCUUGUGCGGUACUGUUGCACGAAGUUCACCUGUUACCCCACACCGUUUCACUUGUUUCUUGUCCUUCAGCUGUUUCUGUAGAGGUAGGUGUUGAAGGCGGAUACCUUAUGCCCGUAAGUGGACCACUGAGCACUGCUGGGUUAUCUCGAGUACGUUUAGUACUCCCUCGUCCUGUAGUUGCAUCGAUAGUUGUUGUUCGCCUCCAUCGCCCAAGAGACUCUGCAACUCUUGGUUUGUCACAGCUCAAGUUGUUAGGUACUACAACAUUCCGUGAAGCCUUAAGGGGGCUCCACGAAAACUCUGUAUCAGACCAUACUCCACACAGGGCAAGCAUGUGGUGGCUGAGACUCAUCCAUCAGUGCAUGUUUCAUGUAGAAGGAGGUCGAAACAUUGGGGCUGAGGCCGGAGCAUCUGUGAAUGGAGUAAUGGAAGCCUGUAUCACUUUGCUCUUGACUCCACCAGGAACUAUACAUUUGGCAUCUUCAGGGUCUGAUCCUUUAGAAGAUACUACAUUAGCCUUAGCUAGACGGUCACCUCACUUACUUCACACACUCAUUAUGACGCUUCUCACUCAUCCACUACUCAGACUGCCCUCAGGUGGAAAUAGUCUUGAUGCAGCCAUAGCUUUACUCUAUGAGUUAUGUGUAGGAAGCAGCAGCAUGGAAGGUGUGUCUGUCCUCCUAUCAUGGCUCCAUCAUGUUGUUAUGCAACCUCUUCCCUCAUCAUCACCCACGAGUAGUAAUUAUAGUUUGGGGACUCAGCAGCAUCCUCAACAAAUGUCACCACAGUCUCCAGCUGGAAGUUUGAAUGGCAGUGUUAGUGCUGAAAUUCUACACUGUAUUGCUGCAGUUUUGUGGAAUACCACUCAUGAUACUACCAGUCAUAUCACAGAUGAAUUGUUCAGACAUGUAUAUGAAUGGUCAGAGAGAAGUGAGGGGGAGCUGAAGAUUGGUUUGGAUCACAUUAUGUGCUCGAUGUGUCAUGUUCGCCCACAACUGUUUACUCAAUUACUCAUAAACAUGUCUGUCUUAACAGUGAUUGAUAAUAAUCAGUCAAUUACGGAUGACAGAAAAGACAGAGAAGCCGAGAUCCGAGCUGCUAGAACUGAUGACAUGAAAGAGGGUGUAGAAGGAUCAUCAGGUGCUGUAGAAGAAAGGUUGAUUCUCCAAGAUCCAAGUGUCAUCUCCCUUACGCCUGCUCACCUGCAAACUUUAGCAACUGUUGCUCAGUCACCUCAGGCAAUCCACUUGAUGCUAGAUUCGGGCUUUCCUUUGCUACUUGUGCAUGGAAUACUAGAGUGGUGUAAAACAGAAGUUUUGCAUCAGGUAGAAAGUUGCACCUCUUCAGGAGCAAGUGAGAGUGCGACAGACCUUGAGAAGGCCAGUGUUGCUGAGAAAACCAAGAGUGCAGGGGAUGCUUUGUCAUCAGCCACACCACAGACUCCUCCCCAGAUUGCAGCUGCAAUUGUUCCUACAUUAAGUACAUCUCUUGUAGCUCAUACAUUACACACCCUUGCAGCCCUUUGUGCAGAACCACCCAUGAGAGAUUGGUUGGGAUCUGUGGAAGGCUCUGUGUUUUGGUUGCCACUCUUGACAGUUUUAGGUGAUCCUUUAGUUCGAGGAAGCGAGCCUUUGAUGCGUGGUUCCGGGCCGUCAAGCAGUAGUGACAGUGAUUAUAGUAGUGUUGAAGAUGCCACCAUUCACCUAAUGCGGCAAUGCUGCCACAACCAUCCCCACAAUCAGAAUUUGUUGGCCUCAACCCUCUGUCACCUUAUUCAGAGACAGAAUAUCCCUCCUCCAGGUGGUGUGAGCUACUUACACUCUCUUUCUGGAUUUACCAGACGACUUGUGUUGCAGUUGUUGUUAGAAGGUGAAAGAGUAGUGGUACACAUAAAUAGUCCCCAGGGGGGCCUUGCCUCACCCAUGGGUUGUAGUUUACCACCACUGACUCAACAUCCAAAGUUUGGUGCUGGACACAAAACACGAUUAUUGAACCUUCCUACAACAACCACCAUCAUGGAAAUUAUCAAAAUGGUUACAGAUUGGUCAAGAGGAGUUGUAAAUGCUAGUGCUAAUGACCUUGAUUUAGGCUCUGUUGAUCAUCGUGAAGCGGCAGAAAUUUCCCACGCAGAACUGAUAGACAAGUUAUCAGCUGCCGCUGCUGCCCAAGCCAAAGAAAGGAGACACAAUAGAGAUAAAGUCAAUGGUACUCUUCAAGGCAGGUUAUCUAAGAAAGUGACUGAACAGGAAGCAGAAAAACAACUGAAUAAACUGACUGCAACAACUGGAUCCAGCACAUCAUCAUAUGCUUUGGUUCAUGAUAGCUUAGGCAAUUCAUCUGGUCUUCCUACUACACUCACUGUAGCCCAGGUGAUGGCUGCUUUGCGCCAUGAAGGCCACACCCCAGCCUCACAUGUAACAUUCACACUCACAAAUCGAAGGGACCACAACAGAGAGGGGGAAACUGGUCGAGAAGCAUUGCUUUUAUGUACAGAACCAUUACCAUCUACUCUUCAUGUGUUUACUAGUCAGGGAGGUCUAUCCCUCCUCGCCCAACAUAUGUCUCUUCUGUAUCCUGACACAGGACAACAGCAUCCCGCUAGUAAUGGUUGUGUACGGAGCAGCAAUGGGGAUAAGGGGGAAAUGGUUGUAGAAAAUGAUUGGGUCAGCCUGGAGAUGAAUGAUUAUGAGUCUGCAAAUGUCUUCGAUUACCUUGUGAUGGGUGGCGGGAGUAGUGGUUCACCGGGACCAGUUGGAGGAAGUACUGUCAGUCUGCUGACUCUUCCAUCCAUCCCUCCCCAUGCCUUAGGAGCCUUCACUCUGUUCUUAAGAUUGCCUGGAUAUGCAGAAACAUUAUUAAAAGACACCCACAAAGCCUGUUGCCUUUUGAGAUUAGCGCUUGGUGUCACAGAUGAUGGCGAUGGUGGAGAUAUUGUAGGUUCUGGAGUUGGAGGAUCUCUUGCCACAAUGCCUUUCCAGGUGCUAGAAUCCUUGUUAGAAGCUACACCAUUGACUACUGAUGAUGGCCUUUUACUGCGUCGAAUGUGUUUGGAGUCUGGUGCCCUCCAUUUAAUCCUUGCAUGUUUAGCAGCACUUUCACACCAAGAUACUCCAGAAGUAGUGUCAUCUCUAUAUCACCAAAAUGUUCCUAUUGGGUUAGUGGUAGCUACAACAAGAGCCACAUGCGUAGACACCCGUGAUACUAUUGGUGUUCAUCGAGGAGAAGGAGAUAGGUGUCACUAUUGGGCCAAAGGUACUGGUUAUGGCACAGGAAGUACAACACAAAGUUGGGAUGUAGAACAAGCGCUAGUCAGACAAAAAGUGGAGGAGGAACAUGUAGUUUGGCUUGUGCGCUUGUUAGCCCAAUAUAUAAAUCCAGGUGAUAUCUUGCCACCUGAGUUACAGCAGACAAAUGGUAGUGCAUCAGGGGACACUCCUGAUUCCCAGAAUGAAGGGCCAUCCUCAUCAUCUGUGGGUGGUAAUCCUCUUCUACCUCCUCUUUCUCCACCCCAUAAUACCUCACCAGCUCUUCCACCUGCACUUCUACAUCUUUUCCAAAAUUCUGGGCUCAUAACUACAAUUGCUUCUAAUCUCAGCAAUGACUCAGUACUUGAUAUGUCUCGUCACGUUCCACUGUAUAGAGCUCUUUUGGCACUGGUGCGAGGUCUUUCGGUAACCUCUAGUUUGUCUCCUUUGCUUAUGACAACUCAGAACUCUACUGUAAGUAACGGUGUAGGAAACACCACCACACUACCCUGUAUUCCUACUCUUUUGGAAAAAAUGAAGAGCACUGUCAACACCUACAUGGCAAAACUUCGCUGGAAGUCUUCCAAGGCUGGUAAUGGAAAUAACUCUAAUACAAAUGGUUCAAAUGAUGAUGUUGAGCAAGAGGAAGGUCUAUCAUUGAUUGUCCCCGAUAUUCAGAAAACAGCAGAAGUUGUAAAGAUAUGUACAGAGAGACUUCAGCAGGAAAUGGAUAAAGAGGACCAGGCUGAUGGUGGAGGUGUUUCUCAACCUGUUUCCUCCCAGUCACUGAUGGAGGUCUACCUUAUUCAUCUUAAGCCAUUACAAUUUGAUACUUUUGAAAUGGUUGUUGAAGAUCCUGAAAGGGGUAUAAAGUUUGUUGUGUCACAUCAUUAUGAAGGGUUAGUAAGAGGUGCUGGAGAUCUUUGCAUACCGAGAAGGAUGAAGCGACUGGCGCAGGAAGCUGUUACUCUUUCCUCCUCACUUCCGUUAUCUUACUCAUCAUCAGUUUUUGUUCGUACUGAUCUUGAUAGGCUAGAUAUUAUGAAG